This is a messenger RNA of Glycine soja, 1641 nucleotides long. Its product is annotated as probable membrane-associated kinase regulator 1. Gene Ontology annotation, molecular function: kinase inhibitor activity. The transcript has 2 exons. The record is from RefSeq and is a predicted model, not a curated record. Gene Ontology annotation, cellular component: plasma membrane. The coding region runs from base 42 to 1145 and encodes 367 amino acids. NCBI's taxonomy places the organism in Eukaryota, Viridiplantae, Streptophyta, Magnoliopsida, Fabales, Fabaceae.
GUUGUGGUCCAUGGAUAAGUUUGGGGGCGGAAAAGUAUUAGAUGAAUGAGAGAAGAGAGAUGGGAAGGAGAAGAGUGGGGAAGGAAUCAAAGUCAUACACGCUUCCAUCAUCACCGUCUCACUCAUUCUCCUCAAGAUCUUCUUCAUCCUCAGACUUCGAGUUCACCAUCUCAGUCUCGCCACGCAAAUCCUCCACGGCUCUGUGCCCCGCUGAUGAGCUCUUCUACAAGGGCCAGCUUCUGCCUCUUCACCUCUCCCAACGCAUCUCCAUGGUCCGCACUCUCCUCCUCUCCUCCUCCAGCACCUCCUCCACCUCCACCACCGCACGUGACUCCACCGGCAGCAGCUCCUCCUUCACCAGCGACCUCGCCCUCUUCCCCGACUGCGACUCCUCUCGCCCCAGCUCCGUAACCGAUCAGGACGACGACUUCAAACGCCUCCACAACCCCAACCCUUCUUCUUCCUCCAUCUCCAAGCAGGAUCACGUCAAGAAAACCCUCAAGUACUUCUCCUUCUCCAGAUUCUCCUCCGUUUUCCGCAAGGAAAACACCACCACCAAAACCCGUGACCUCGACAACGCCGCCUCUUCUAAUAACAACUCCUCGGUCAAGCGAAUGAGCGUCACCGCCAGGGAGGUUAUCAGGAAGUAUUUCAAGAAGGUGAAGCCUCUCUACGAGAAACUCUCCCAGAAGCAGCAACAGCAACAGCAUAGAACGGGAGGAGAGGCUGGCGUACUGUUAACGGCGGAGGCUGGUGCAACAACGACAACUACAACGACGACGACGACGACGACGUCGGUUUUGUCUCUGUUAACCAAGACGGAGAGAUCUACCAAACAAACCGAGGGUACUAAUAAGAGAGGGAGAAAAGACAGUAGUGUGACUGCACUUUCUCACUCUUUCUCGGGGAAUCUCAGAUACCCGAGAAGAAGAAGAAGCUGCGUUUCGAGUUGUCCUUCUUCCAUGAGAUCAUCGCCCAACCAUUCUGGUGUGCUUUCUCAGAGAGCUGCUGCCGCCGCUGCUGGUAUGUAUUGCGGAGACACUUCUACAAUGGAAGAGUUGCAGAGUGCAAUCCAAGGAGCUAUCGCGCAUUGCAAGAACUCUUUGAUUCAGACCAACAAAACAAUGGUCAGUAACGAAAUCUAAGUCUAAUUAAUUAAUCUAAUCAAAUCACUCUUUUUCCGUUGUUAAUUAAUUGUCUUCCGCUCUCGAUCUGAUGAAUCAAUUAAACCAACGUACGGUCAUGUUCCAAAAUAAUUUUCUUUUUUCAUUUACCUUUGGAAUAUAUAUAUAUAUCUGACGUGGGGGUGAGGUUAAAAAGCUGCAUGUGAUCUAUGUUUGGAAGUUCCAUUUGGAUUCGGCAGCAAAGAUGAAGAUGGCAAUGACGUUGCAGUGGUCGUAGUAAUUGCUCUGCAACGCUAAAUUGGCACCAUGUGACUUGGAGUUUUCUUGGACAUAUGAUUCCAUUUGUAACGUUACCCGAGCGAGAGCUUCCUCAAAAUCGCGAGCGCAUAUUUAAAUAUUGUACUAGUAGUAGUAGUAGUAUUAUUAUUUGAUCUCAUCCUGAAAAUUAAUUCAACUUGGUGUAUACGUUUAUAAAACUAAUAAAAUCAAAUCAAUAGUACAAUCCAACUUGCUUUCA